Messenger RNA from Camellia sinensis, 991 nucleotides. NCBI's taxonomy places the organism in Eukaryota, Viridiplantae, Streptophyta, Magnoliopsida, Ericales, Theaceae. The record is from RefSeq and is a predicted model, not a curated record.
AUGGGAACAUUGAUGAACGUUGAUGGAAAAACCAAGGACUCAUACAAGGCUCGUCUUGAUCUAGUGGCUAUGGGUAUAAGGCCUAAAUUACACCUAAGGCAAGUAGAUGGAAAAACUUUCCUACCCGCUCCUUGCUUCACGCUCUCUCCAACUGAAAAAAGAAGUUUUUGUGAAUUCUUGAGUACAGUUAAAUUGUCAGAUGGCUAUGCAUCAAACAUAUCACAUUGUAUUGCUUCAUGUUGCCUACGUGGAUGUUUGAAAAAGGAUGUGAGCAAGGCUUUAAUUGAGCUUUGCUUGUUCUUUAAGGAGUUAUCGGCAAAAACAUUGAGAGUUGAUGUCUUAGAACAACUUGAGAAAGAUAUUGUUUUAAUUUUGUGCAAGCUUGAGAAGAUAUUUCCACCAUCUUUUUUCGAUAUUAUGAUCCAUUUAUGCGUACACUUAUCACGUGAAGCAAUCCUUGCUGGACCGGUGCAAUACCGGUGGAUGUAUGCAUUUGAGAGGUACAUGCAUAUUCUUAAGGGCUAUGUGCGUAACAAAGCCCGUCCAAAAGGCUCUAUUGCUGAAGGUUACAUUGAUAAUGAGGCUCUUACAUUUUGCUCUAUAUACUUCAACGAAGGUGAGACAAAAUUUAAUAGACCAGAGCGGAAUUAUGAUGGGCCUAUUAAAGCUACACAAGAUGGAAAUAUUUCUGUAUUUAAGCAGAAAGUACGUGGAAUAGGAGCUGCAGUUAAUGAUGUGUUGAAUUUAAAAGAUUUGAAGAAAGCUCGAUGGUAUGUGUUGAAUAAUUGUGAUGAAGUUCAACCGUAUGUGAGGCAAUACAUGGAUGAACUUGAGAGACAAGGUUUGAGAAAUGUUCAAGAGAGGCUGGAAUCAGAGUUUCAUACAUGGUUUCUAAAAUACGUACGAGCUAUAAAUUUUUAACCUUAUUUGUGCAUUUAAAUAAUGUAACUAAGUAUAUGCUAAUACAUUUCACAUCAUAAAUGGAAUUAGG